UUCCCUCUCCUCUCCUAUUCAGCAUUCAACAUUUCAACACUGCAAUCACUGCCCUAAAGAAACAAACACAGCAACAGUUUACAUUGGUUUCAUAUCGGCCGAAACACCAUGGCUCCACCGAAAUCGAGCCGAAACUUCCCUUCUAUAACCACAUGUAGCGGUUCUUCGUACGAGUCCAUCGCAGCUGACCUUGAUGGAACUCUCCUUAUCUCUAGUAGCUCUCUUCCUUACUUCAUGCUUGUAGCCAUCGAAGCCGGCAGCCUCUUCCGUGGCCUCAUCCUCCUCCUCUCUCUCCCUAUUGUCAUCAUAGCUUACCUCUUCAUUUCCGAAGCCCUCGGAAUCCAAAUGCUCAUCUUCAUUUCCUUCUCUGGUCUCAAGGUCCGCGACAUCGAGCUCGCCGCACGUGCCGUACUUCCUAGGUUUUAUGCGGCGAACGUGAGAUCGGAGAGUUUUGAGGUGUUCGACAAGUGCAAGAGGAAGGUGGUGGUGACGGCGAACCCUACGAUAAUGGUGGAGCCGUUUGUGAAGGACUUUUUGGGAGGAGACAAGGUGCUUGGUACGGAGAUAGAGGUGAACCCCAAGACUAAGAAGGCCACGGGGUUCGUUAAGAAGCCCGGAGUGUUGGUGGGGAAACAUAAGAGGUUAGCCAUUUUGAAAGAGUUUGGUGAGGAAGCACCCGAUCUUGGGAUCGGAGACCGUGAGUCCGACCAUGAUUUCAUGUCAAUCUGCAAGGAGGGCUACAUGGUGCACCGCAGUAAAUCAGUGACUCCGGUCCCACUCGAUCGCCUCAAGAGUCGAAUAAUCUUCCACGAUGGCCGCCUAGUCCAGCGUCCGGACCCAAUCAACGCCCUAAUCACCUACAUCUGGCUCCCAUUCGGAUUCAUGCUCUCAAUCCUACGUGUAUACUUCAAUCUCCCUCUACCCGAGCGAAUCGUACCGUACACGUACGCAAUGCUGGGCAUCAAGCUCAUCAUACGUGGCAACCCACCACCUGCUCCAUCACCUGGGUCCCCAGGAAACCUCUACGUGUGCAAUCACCGCUCAGCCCUCGAUCCAAUCAUAAUAGCCAUAGCACUCGGACGCAAAGUCUCGUGUGUCACAUACAGCGUAAGCCGCCUCUCGAGAUUCCUAUCUCCAAUCCCAGCCGUCGCUUUGACGCGCGAUCGUGCGGCCGACGCUGCGCGCAUCACCUCGCUCCUCCAAAAGGGUGACCUGGUCGUGUGCCCAGAAGGCACCACGUGUCGCGAGCCGUACUUGCUGCGAUUCAGUGCUUUGUUCGCAGAAAUGAGCGAUAGGAUCGUGCCCGUGGCGGUGAAUUGUAAGCAGAACAUGUUUUACGGCACGACCGUGCGUGGGGUCAAGUUCUGGGACCCGUACUUCUUUUUCAUGAAUCCUAGGCCCACGUACGAGGUGACUUUUCUGGACAGGUUGCCGGAGGAGAUGAGCUGUAAGGCUGGUGGUAAAUCGUCGAUUGAGGUUGCGAAUUAUGUGCAGAAAGUGUUGGGUAAUGUGUUGGGUUUUGAGUGCACUGGAUUGACUAGGAAAGACAAGUACAUGUUGCUUGGUGGGAAUGAUGGGAAAGUGGAGUCCAUGUACAAUGCCAAGAAGUGAUAAAUUUUUAGAAAAAUUCUGGUGCCCCGUCUAAAACUAUGACUUUGUCCACAACUCGCUAUGUGAUAAGUUAUGGUUAGUGGAGGGGGGUCUUCGUAUGAAUCUUCUAUCAUAUCAUGUGGUAAGUUGUGGGUAAAAUUGUGAUUUUGGGCGAGGCAUAAAUUACUCAAAAUUUUAAAGGUUUUUAAGUUGCUAAGACUUUUUAUUAUUGUCAUUUUGAUUUGUGACUAGAAUCACAGGACAGAAAGAAAGAACUCUCUGAAGAAGAGAGAGUCUGGUCUUGUUUAGAAUGAAAGCUUUGUUGUUGAAGUAUUAAUUGUGGGGGUAUAUUGGUUUGUGUUAUUGAAAUGUUGUUAUUGUUUUUCUAAAUCUAAAAUUACUCAUUAAUGAGUUAAUGUGAUUGAUCAUAUAUUGGAUCA
Messenger RNA from Quercus lobata, 2030 nucleotides. RefSeq names its product glycerol-3-phosphate 2-O-acyltransferase 4-like. Gene Ontology annotation, biological process: cutin biosynthetic process. The record is from RefSeq and is a predicted model, not a curated record. The coding region runs from base 109 to 1611 and encodes 500 amino acids. Gene Ontology annotation, molecular function: phosphatase activity; glycerol-3-phosphate 2-O-acyltransferase activity. The transcript has 3 exons. NCBI's taxonomy places the organism in Eukaryota, Viridiplantae, Streptophyta, Magnoliopsida, Fagales, Fagaceae. Gene Ontology annotation, cellular component: membrane.